This is a messenger RNA of Entrophospora sp. SA101, 741 nucleotides long. The record is from the annotation of a GenBank genome assembly. Lineage: Eukaryota; Fungi; Glomeromycota; Glomeromycetes; Entrophosporales; Entrophosporaceae.
AUGAAUAAUCGAUGUGAUAAGCUUAGUUAUAAAUCAACAGCAAUACCAAAUGUAAUAAACAUGAAUAGUGGGGUCAAAAUGCAUUAUUCGCCACCUUCACUCGUUUCUUCGUCUUCCUCGGAAAGAAUAAUUUGGAAAAGCUUAGAAAAACGGCAAGUACAAAUGUACAAGACGUUUGCUGAUUCCGUAGCAAAUCUUCACACCACAAGAAAUCCUAAUUACAAAUAUCGCCCGAAAAGAAAUCGUGCCGCUUGGAAGCACAGCAAAAGCACCGGCGGAAGCAGCUAUGACAACAACAAUAUCAGUAAUCUUGACGCUAAUAAUAAUUUGAUCAUAAAAAAUAAUCCUUUGUUUAGUGGUAUUCCUCACUUUGGACAAUCCGGCGCCAAUGACAACCACAACUAUGACAAUUUCGUCAGCAAUGAUUACUUAGAUUUAAACAACUACGAUAGUAAUAACGACGCCAAUAACAUCGACAAUAACAGCGAUAAUAACGUUGGUCCCUAUGUGAUCAAUUAUGGUUAUACACAUUAUUACGAAACGCCUUAUACUUUACGGUCUAACGAAAGCAACAGUAAUGUUGGUAAUAAAAGUACUCUUUUCAAUGAAAACAACAAUAAUAACAUCGAAGAUAAUUUUAUUAAUACUACCGCCAGUAAUAAUUUAGAUUAUAACCUUAGUAAUAUUAUUAAUUGGGAUUGUAAUAAUAAUCGUUGCUUUGAAAAUAUUUUCUUUUCAUAG